Molecule: messenger RNA, 3356 nt
Organism: Xenia sp. Carnegie-2017
Lineage: Eukaryota; Metazoa; Cnidaria; Anthozoa; Malacalcyonacea; Xeniidae
Exons: 5
Coding region: 65-1786 (573 amino acids)
Source: RefSeq, a predicted model, not a curated record
ACUUACAACUUGUUGAUUAGCAACCGUAACUAUGGCGCCAUGAUAGGGGGCAUGCAAAACGCACAUGGCUUCAAGUCAAUACGAACGAGUGCCAUGCCUUCCUAAAUAUCGUGAAACUUUAAGUGUUGAAGAUCGUGUUAAAUACGAAGAGAAGUUAAAGUUAAUUUGUGGUAUCGAUCCCUACAAUGUUAGUCACAAAUUUUUUUCUGACGCGAUGGAUUUAUGGCCCAAUGUUGAGUUCCCCGACAUUGUGACCUACCUGUUGUUUUCAACAAGUAGGUAUACCAAGGAGCAACUGAAAGCUUACAAAAGCUUAGAAUCAUACCAGUAUUUUGUUGCUGGAUGGGUGAGGUGUGUGUAUGUCGGUAAAGCAAGUACUAACAUCAAGAUUUUAAUCGCAAAGGUAAAUCAUUCGCAAAGCCUGAAUGACACUCCUCUAAAACCAUGGGCUGCUGUAUAUAACAAUGGGUCUGUUAUAACAGCACAUUGCAACUGUAAAGCUGGACUGGGAGAAUGUUGUUCACAUGCUGGAGCGUUGCUCUUUGCUGUUGAAACUGGUGUACGAAUAGUAAAGAACAGGACUUGUACGUCUAUUCCCUGUCAGUGGCUAAUGCCUAAGACAGUAUCAAAGAUUACUUAUCAAGAACUUUGUGACGUUGAUUUUACUUCUUCCAAACGUAAAAAGCAAAAGCUGGAUGAACAUAUCAAUGAAUUAGCUUCUAGUUCAUCAUCUACUACCGAUCAGACAAUGACAACAGACAAGCCUCGUUUGCAAAACAAGUACAAGCCGUCUGAAAAUCAAAUAAAGAAGUUUUAUCAACAUCUAAGCGACACUAAAAGUAAUCCUGCAAUCUUGUCACUGAUUUCUCCAUUUAACGAAAAAUUUGUGCCAAAGAGACCUGCUGUUAACCUUCCAGACCCCUUGAAUAAGUUGUACUCCCACCAAUUUGCUUGUCUUGAGUAUGAGGAGCUAAUUUCGAAAUCAAAAGAAGUUAUGGAGACAAUUACAAUCAAUCAACAACAAGCUGAUAUGAUAGAAAAAGCUACACAAAAUCAAAGCAAGUCUCAGAUUUGGCAUCAAAUGCGAAUGGGGAGAAUAACUGCCAGCAACUUCCACAGGGCUUGUUGCACAAAUCCUGAAACACCAUCACUAAGCCCGGUCAAAGAUGUUUGUUAUGGUUCACAGUUUAAGUCUGAUGCAGCAUCGUGGGGAAAGGCCAAUGAGAAGAGAGCCCUAAAUCAAUAUACACAAGUAAUGAAAGAAAAUCAUAGCAUCUUCUCAGUUAAAGAAUCUGGAUUUGUAAUUGAUCCAAAGUACCCUUUUCUUGGUGCAAGUCCAGAUGCAAUCAGUUACUGCAACUGCCAUGGUGAAGGAUGUGUUGAGAUUAAGUGCCCAUACAGUUUAAGAAACAAGACUAUCCAGCAUGGCAUAAGUGAUGGAAAGAAUUUUUGUCUCACUAAGACACCAAAUGGUACCUUACAGAUGGACAGGAAACACCAAUAUUACUAUCAAGUCCAACUGCAAUUAGCCUCUACAAAGUUAAAGUUUGUAGAUUUUGUUGUCUGGACUCCAAAUGACAUUUAUAUUGAACGAAUUCGGAGAGAUGACGAAUCCCUUGCUGUCAAUAUUGAAAAAGCAAAAGAAAUCUACAUUUUUGCAAUUUUACCAGAGCUUCUUGCAAAGUUUCACACUUCAAAACCACUUCCAUCAAAGAUGUUUCGCACUAUCACUGUUUUGGAUGUAAUUCUGGAUUCAAGCGUCGCAAUGAAGCAAUUCGACAUAUAAGAAGUGCACAUGAUUUACAGCUUUCUGUUGUAGAGUUUGGUUCGGGGAAACAAUAACAAUGUUCUCAAAGUCAACUUUCUCCACAUAAAGUAGCCCAACAGCAAGUACCUCAAAACCUACCAUUUGAGCAGCAAAUGUAUCAAACUCAGUUCCCUCAAGUUCAGCAGCAUCAGCUGGAGCACCAAGUGACCACUCAGCAUCUCACACAGCUGCAAACACAGCAACAACAAGAGCAAUUUCUACAUAUGCAACUAUCUGAGGAAACACACCAACAAAGCAGCACAAACAUAGAAAUGUCUGAGGUUCACCAAUAUCAGGAGUUUUCUUACAUGCCUGCUCAGUCUCGUUCAAUGCGACAACAACCACCCAGAGUUAAAUGUCCUUUCCUGGACUGUAAACGAGAAUUUCAUCCAAAUUCCCUUUCAAGCCACAUAAAAACCAAACAUGCUGCUGAUAAAAGAAAGAAAAUAUCUUCAAUGAGGUACUUGAAUGGAAUAUGUGUUGACUCGACAAAUGGGGUUUAUCUUGUGAGGAAACAACUUAGUGGAACAGAUCAUCCCAUUCAUUGUCAAUUUAAAACCACAAACUCUCCUUCUAUUGCAUGUAGUGUUGAUACAUGUCGUCAACUUAGCGAAACUGCUUCAAGAAGUGGUCAAGCAAAUUUUCUUUGUGAUCUUGUGCAGUCUACAUAUUUUAUUGGGACGUCAACUGUUGUUGAUCAUUUAAGAGAAGAUUCUCUUGAUUAUAUAGUGAACACUUUGAAAUGGUUGAAAUUUGAACGGAGGUCUGAAUGUCUGCAGUGGCAGAAACAAGCUAAUGACAAGAAUACCCCACUUGCUGUUCAGAUGCCUGUCACACCUGAUUCCUCCAAUCGUUUCUUUCAUUUUUCUGUGUUUGCAAAUGUUAAACGGGAUCAUUACUGGUCAUUUUGCAAACGAGUAAUUGUAUCAUAUGACAAUGAAACUUCAUCAUUUCAUUGCAAAUGCUGCCCAUCUCGUCGUUCCUGCAUGCAUAAAUGCAUUGUUAAGUGGGCAAUUGGACAGUUUGGACAGUGGCAUCCCUCUGUUGUUGGCACCACCCCACCAAUUGAUGAUGAAAUUGGUGAAGAUUUAAGUUUACCAGAACCAGAAGAUAAUGCUGUUGAAGACGUUCUACUUGAAAAUCAAAAUCAAAUUUCCCUAUCUGGCAGCUUUUUUUAUCCUCCUUCUGGAGAUGUGGCUGCAAAGUUUGUUGAAUACCUGUUUGCUGAAAAGAAAAUCCCUUCACACCUUCCUUUGACAUUAACUGUGGAAAAGGAACAAUUUGCUAAAAGGAAUUUCGCUGUUUGCAAAGUUUUGUGUCGAGUGCAAGAUACCGUACAGAUACCAGGAGUAUUCAGCUGGUGUUCACAAUUUUAAUGACAACUGGCUUUUAAGUUUGGGAAUAUGUGAUAUGAUCAGAAAACAUCUUCAGUUAGUGAACUUCAGUUGCCAGACCCCGAAUCCGAUGCUCCUGCAGAUGAAGUGGACGCUGAAAAGUACUGGCAACAAGUGAACUGUGGGAUCUUAUACAGAGGAGUAUUGAGAGGUAC